AUGAAAGUCUGUGCUCCUUUCACUCUUGUCUUGGCUCUGACUCUGAGCAGUGACUGUACAAGAAUGCACUACAUACCUGGGGCAGGAAGAGGCUCAAAACAUGAGUUCACUCACCCACAAGUGUUUACAGAGGAUGGAAAUUUAUGCAAAUUUCCUUUCCGGUACGGUGGAAGGUUUUAUCACUUGUGUUUGUCGAAUCAAUUUUCCCAAAAGAAAUGGUGUUCAACAACACAUAACUAUGACCGGGACAGGAGAUGGGGACACUGUGCUUCGUUGCCCAAACACCACUCAGAUCACUGUGCAAACAACCCUUGCCAAAACGGAGGGACCUGCUCUCUCACUCAUGGCCAUAGGAUGUACCACUGUACCUGUCCUGAGGAAUUCACGGGCAAGGACUGUCAGAUGAAGAAAUGUUUUGACAACAGUCUCUACGAGCUCUUUGAUGUGGGCAUGAGCUGGUCAAGAGUCCAACAAGGAGCUGUGGAGCAGUGCACGUGUGUGAACGGCCAGAUUGAAUGCAGGAGUGUUGAUCACACAAGUUGUGUUCAUGAUGCUUGCAUGAAUGGUGGAGAAUGUAAAAUGGUUACCUUCAGUGGGAAAAUAGUAUGUGAUUGCAAAGGAAAUUAUGCAGGAAAGUAUUGUAAUAUUGUUCCUAGCCAUCGGUGUUAUGUUGGCAAUGGCACAGAGUACAGAGGUACAGCAAAGACAACCAUUUCUGGACACAGCUGCUUGCCUUGGAAUUCAGACUUGCUUUACCAAGAGCUUCAUGUCGACAGUGUUGAGAAAGCAGUACAGCUUGGCUUGGGGCCGUUCUCUUACUGCAGAAAUCCAGAUGAUGAUGAGAAGCCAUGGUGUUACAUCAUGAAGGACAACAGUUUGUCUUGGGACUACUGUGACAUUCCAUCUUGUGCAAGCAGGGAAAGGAGGCCACCAGUUCCAGACAAUGUAGAUAGCGACACUGUUACCAGAAGACCAUGUGGGAGAAGACACAAAAAAAGAAGUUUUAUUAGACCUAGAAUUGUUGGGGGAUCUUCAUCUCUGCCUGGAUCUCAUCCCUGGACAGCAGCUAUAUAUAUUGGAGAGAGUUUCUGUGGUGGAAGCCUUAUUCAGACUUGCUGGGUUGUGUCAGCAGCACACUGCUUUGCUAACAGUCCACUAAAAUCCACUAUUAGAGUAGUUCUGGGUCAGCAUAUAUUUAAUAAAACGACUGAUAUAACACAAACAUUUGAAAUAGAGAAAUACAUCUUGCAUCCUCAGUAUUCUGUGUUCAACCCUACUGAACAUGAUAUUGCUUUGAUUAAGCUGAAGAAGAAUGGUCAACGUUGUGCCACCAAGUCCCAGUUUGUUCAGCCCAUCUGCUUGCCGGAAAGUAACACUGUUUUUCCUGACCAGUUCAAAUGUCAGGCCUCUGGAUGGGGACACAAGCAUGAGAAUGUAUCUGCUUAUUCACACGUCCUGCAAGAAACACUGAUUCCGAUUAUUCCUGAGGAGAAGUGCAGAAGCCCUGAAAUUUAUGGAACAGAAAUCACUGAAAAUAUGUUCUGCGCUGGCUACUUUGAUAGCAAAUCUGAUGCUUGUCAGGGAGAUUCUGGUGGACCUCUGGCCUGUGAGAAAAAUGAAAUCUCUUACCUCUAUGGAAUUAUCAGCUGGGGAGACGGCUGUGGCAGAGUCAACAAACCUGGAGUAUAUACACGAGUGACGAACUAUGUGAACUGGAUUAAUGAGAAAAUAGCCCCCCGAAAAACUAGUUGA
Leptosomus discolor (cuckoo roller) is the source of this 1752-nucleotide messenger RNA. RefSeq names its product HGF activator (gene HGFAC). Gene Ontology annotation, cellular component: rough endoplasmic reticulum; extracellular region. Lineage: Eukaryota; Metazoa; Chordata; Aves; Leptosomiformes; Leptosomidae. Gene Ontology annotation, molecular function: serine-type endopeptidase activity. The record is from RefSeq and is a predicted model, not a curated record. Gene Ontology annotation, biological process: zymogen activation; blood coagulation.